Molecule: messenger RNA, 1893 nt
Organism: Candidozyma auris
Lineage: Eukaryota; Fungi; Ascomycota; Pichiomycetes; Serinales; Metschnikowiaceae
Gene: YME1
Product: i-AAA protease YME1
Exons: 1
Coding region: 1-1893 (630 amino acids)
Biological process (GO): protein quality control for misfolded or incompletely synthesized proteins; mitochondrion organization
Cellular component (GO): mitochondrial inner membrane
Molecular function (GO): ATP-dependent peptidase activity; ATP hydrolysis activity; metalloendopeptidase activity
Source: RefSeq, a predicted model, not a curated record
AUGGAAAAUAAGGCCAACACUGAUAUCGGCAACGCCGAAUUACAACGUGAAUUCUAUCGUCACUUGUUGGAUAACAACUACCCUCAAGUAGUUGUCCAGCGGUACGAGAGCCCGGGGAUCGGCUCUAACCCUGAGUGCACGCAACUAUACAUCCAGGCGCUUCAGCAGUUGGGAGAAACGGCCAAAGCAGAACUGGUGGCUGCAUCGUUGGCUUCUGGGUCACUGGCGGGAGCCUCAGGAGCAGGAAUGGGCGCCGGUGCAGCUGGUAACAUGGGUUUUGCUUCUGGUUUUGGCUCGCGCAAUGAACCAGUGCAUGUGGUUGUAUCCGAGUCCAACUUCACUAUCUUGUCCAAAUGGCUCAAGUGGCUUAUUCCUAUUGCAUUGCUUACGUACGGAGCGCUGAAUGCUUUCAACUUCUUGGUGGAAAACGGCACAUUGUUCCGUUCGCUGGAGGUGACGGAUAAGUCGGUGGACGUUUCAAGAUCCAACGUCAGGUUCAAAGACGUGUGCGGCUGUGACGAAGCCCGUGCUGAGCUUGAAGAAAUCGUUGAGUUCUUGAGAGAUCCUUCCAAGUUCACUGCUUUGGGUGGUAAGUUGCCGAAGGGUGUGCUCUUGACCGGUCCUCCUGGUACGGGUAAGACGCUUCUUGCGCGUGCUACCGCUGGCGAGGCCGAGGUGCCAUUUUUCUUCAUGUCCGGCUCCGAAUUCGACGAGUUAUACGUUGGUGUUGGCGCAAAGAGAAUUAGAGAGUUGUUCAAUCAAGCCAGGGAAAAAGCCCCAGCCAUUGUCUUCAUCGAUGAAUUGGACGCAAUCGGAGGUAAACGUAACCCUAAAGACCAGGCAUAUGCUAAGCAGACAUUAAACCAGCUUCUUGUGGAGUUGGACGGCUUCUCACAGAGCGAAGGUAUCAUCAUCAUUGGCGCAACUAACUUCCCACAAUCUUUGGACAAGGCGUUGACGAGACCUGGCCGUUUUGAUAAAGAGGUUGUUGUCGAACUUCCUGAUGUGCGUGGGCGUGUCGAUAUCUUGAAGCACCACAUGGAGAAUGUGGAGACCGCUGAUGAUGUUGAUCCCUCUAUCAUCGCCAGAGGUACUCCGGGCUUUUCAGGAGCUGAGUUGAUGAAUUUGGUCAAUCAAGCCGCUGUUCAUGCUUCUCAGUUGUCUGCUCUCGCGGUAGACAUGAGUCACUUUGAGUGGGCCAAGGACAAGAUUCUAAUGGGUGCUGCAAAGAAAAAGAUGGUAAUUACAGAAGAAUCUAGAAGAAACACCGCAUACCACGAGGCGGGACAUGCCAUCAUGGCGAUGUUCUCUCCUGCUGCUACACCAUUAUACAAAGCUACCAUUUUGCCCAGAGGAAGAGCCCUCGGUGUGACUUUCCAACUCCCAGAAAUGGACAAGACUGACAUGACCAAGAAAGAGUGUUUUUCAAGGCUUGACGUUUGCAUGGGUGGAAAGAUCGCCGAGGAGAUGAUUCAUGGACCUGACAAUGUCACCAGUGGGUGUUCUUCUGACUUGGCUAACGCCACGAGCAUGGCCAGAGCCAUGGUUACUUCGUAUGGUAUGAGUGACAAGAUCGGACCAGUAAGGUUAAGUGAUGACUGGGAAUCGUGGUCGCCAAAACUCAGAGACAUGGCCGAUAAUGAAGUAAGAAGUUUCCUUAUUGAAUCAGAGGAAAGAACACGCAAAUUAUUGAAGGAAAAGAGUGUCGAACUCAGAAGACUCGCCGAGGGCUUAUUGGAGUAUGAGACGCUAACUAGAGAAGAGAUGGAGAAGGUUGUCAAAGGAGAGCCCAUAAACAAGCCUAAGACGAUGACGAAUACAGUGAUAAAGACCCCUGAUGGCGGAAGGAAGGAGGUGAUCAACGAGCCGGUUCCAAUUCCAGUUGAAGCAUAA